ACCAAAGAAAUAUUUUGUUAUUUAAAAUGUUACGAAACUUUAAUAGAAUCAUAUUGCAAAAUGCAAAAUCCAGUUGGACUGAAAGUAGUACUCGCCACAUGGCUGGACAUUCGAAAUGGGCAAAUAUCAAACACAUAAAGGCUCAAAAGGAUGGCAUGCGAGCGGCGCUCUUUACAAAAAUUGCAAGACAGCUUCGUCUGGCGGUGCAAGAGGGUAAAUCUGCUGAUCCUGCUGUUAACACCUUGCUACGUGCUGAAAUUGACUUUGCGCUGAAGAAAAAUAUGCCCAUGGGCAGUAUACAGAGUACGAUUAAAAAAUGUCAACAUAAUAAGGCUCAGUUGAAGAAGCAUCGUUUUGAUAUAAGAUUUAAGCGCAGUGUUUAUAUGGUAUGCCAUAUAUAUACCGAUAACUUGGCUGCCGUUAAAUAUGAAAUUACUGCCAUGAUAAAGAAAUCGGGCGGCGUUUUUGAGAAUGUGGAUCAUAUGUUCGAAGACUUUGGGCUUAUAGAGGCUACUGCGCUCGCACAAGAUGGUCUGAAUAUAGAGGAAAAGGCGACGGAGGAUGCAAUAACACUUGGCGCUGAAGAUGUGGAAAUUGUGGAUGCCAAACUGGGCACAGUAAAUUUUAUUUGCAGUCCGACGCACUUGAUAGGCCUGACCAAGACGUUAUCCCAAAAUGGUUAUAGCAUUGACAACAGCGAGCACAUGUUUACACCAAUUAGAGUCCUAGUGCUAAACUGUGAGGAGAAGUCGCAUGCUUACAAUAUAUUUGUACAAAAGCUGCGUGAUGUACCUGGCAUUGAAGAUAUUUACGAUAAUGUUGAAUAAACAAGGCUCGUAUAUUUUUUAAUUUUUUAUUGUAUAUGCGAUUUACAACUACUUAAGGUCAGAAUUACAAAUUGUUGUCCGGUAACUACGUUUAUAU
Messenger RNA from Drosophila busckii, 924 nucleotides. Its product is annotated as probable transcriptional regulatory protein Kole_1935. The record is from RefSeq and is a predicted model, not a curated record. Gene Ontology annotation, cellular component: mitochondrion. NCBI's taxonomy places the organism in Eukaryota, Metazoa, Arthropoda, Insecta, Diptera, Drosophilidae. Bases 27 to 827 code for a protein of 266 amino acids. The transcript has 5 exons.